UGACACCCACAUUAUAUACCCACGGUGAAUACCCACGGUGGAAUUACCCUCUGUUAUCUUCCCUUCUCUCCACUAGAUCCAUACUCACUUUUCAUUUCCAUUUAGUUGAAGCAUCAUGGUGAACACACUAAGCCAGAAGAAAAAAGGAAAAGCAAAGAGGGGACGCAAGGCAGCCGCCGACAGUAAUCAGCCAUCCAGAAAGCCUUCAGUUCACCUGACAGCUGAGGAAUACGAAGCCUAUCAGAGCCAUUGUAACCGUAUGCUGAUUACUCGGACUGGAUAUUCGCCCGAUCCACAUACCGUCAUAGUCGAAUAUCAUAAGAUUAAGAACAUGGUCAAAAUAUGGACUGAGCGAUGGAUUCGUGAGGAGAUGCCACCCCUUUCCGAGGGACAGAAACAGAAGAUUAUUCAAGGUCUAGAUACAUACUGUAUUCAAGAACCUUGGGAUACCAUUCAAGCAUUACUCUCUCCCGAAUCCCGUGAUCAAUUUCACCUAUACUUGUGUGAAGCCAUGGUCAAUAAAUUGCUCUUCACCCGGGUUCUCAACAGGCCAUUCUGGUUCCUGGAUGGGAAACUGGAUGAGAAUGAUGAGAUUGGGGAUCUGUCGUUCGCUGAUCGACUCCACUAUCUGUUUCAAAGAUACCACGAAGCAAGCCCUGUGAAUGCGGUCUGGUGGAGGAUGGUCACCCUUGCCCUGGCCAACCUGAAGAAAGACUUAUCGCCCCGGGACCCUCGUGACAACCCUCCUUACAUUUUCGGAGAUGAGAAUCGCAAGCGACAGGCGGGUAUAGCAGAGAGGCUGGCGGACCAUCUUCUAGCAGACAGCCUGUUUCAGCUACUUCUCGACAAGUUGGCCAGUGCGGAAGAAGAGACGAGGCGUUGUCAUCUGAUCAAGGUUUUCCGGGAGAGUGUGCAGUAUUUCACAGCGCAUGAGGUGACAUUGGGAGGGCACGUGAAGUUUCAUCAGCUGCCCGAGGUGAAGCAGUUUGACCCAUCUACAGGAAUUAUGUUCUCGGGUCUAGUCCAUGACAGGGAGCGGAAUAAUACUCCGCCGUUGAUCCCCAAGCCACAUAGCCGGGUGAUUCUCGUCCUACGACCUGGGGUGUGCCGCUACGAUCUUCCUAACAAAUUCGUGCCGUUUGAUCGUCACAGAAGUUGGGCCGAAAUGCCGACCGAUAUUGAGUCUGAACUGCUUUACAAAGCUGAGGUUAUGGUGGAAGCAGUCGAGGCCAGCAGCCCAUCUGACGCGAGUCAGCGCGACCCUGGGGAUGCAGAUGUCUUCCAUCACUGGACCUAAGUCCUCCCGGGAUGCUGUUUGGUUUAUCAAUUCACUCGGACGGGUUUUGCUUUCGAAAAUCGUACUUCUAUAUCAUUCCUCGUUCUUCCGGAUCGAGAGCUUCAUGCAUGCGAGAAUAUUUCUAUCGCCCAACCCCUUUCCGUAAAACGUGGCGGUAAAACUUUCCUGUAGCCUCCUGGCAACAUCAAAGCUGGUUCAUGGGUUUUUCGCUUGCGCCUUGAGCG
Molecule: messenger RNA, 1521 nt
Organism: Aspergillus uvarum CBS 121591
Lineage: Eukaryota; Fungi; Ascomycota; Eurotiomycetes; Eurotiales; Aspergillaceae
Exons: 3
Coding region: 116-1297 (393 amino acids)
Source: RefSeq, a predicted model, not a curated record